This is a messenger RNA of Hyposmocoma kahamanoa, 25325 nucleotides long. It is a transcript of the gene bent, whose product is annotated as twitchin. Gene Ontology annotation, biological process: protein phosphorylation. Gene Ontology annotation, molecular function: ATP binding; protein binding; protein kinase activity. The coding region runs from base 44 to 24721 and encodes 8225 amino acids. The record is from RefSeq and is a predicted model, not a curated record. Lineage: Eukaryota; Metazoa; Arthropoda; Insecta; Lepidoptera; Cosmopterigidae. The transcript has 126 exons.
GGUUGUCAAGAAGCAGACUGUUAAUAAAAAAGACGAGGAGGAAAUGGAGUUCGUCGACGAUUAUGAGCGCCCAGUUCUGGAGAAGUACGAAAAAAUUACACCAACGCCACUCGAUAAAAAAGCUAAAGUGGAUGACACACCUAAGAGUAAACGCCCAUCGGUAUCAGAAAGCGUUAAAAGCGAACUUGAUGAAAGUGAAGAGGAGCCAUCAAUUGCAGCUCCAGCCGAGAAAAAGCCUAAGGCUGAACCUCAACAGGUUGAAGAAGAAAAACCAAAGCGUCCAAGCAUUAAAAAGGGUCUACCCAAACCAGAGGAGCCUGUUGAUGAGAUUUCUAAAGUUAAACUUUCUAAGACUCCGAUCAAACCUACCGAAGAAAAGGUUGAGGAACCAAAGGCUUCUAAAGCCAAGACUUCAAUGAAGAAGCUGGAAGAAGAUAAGCCAUUUGUCGACGACUAUGAAAGACCUGAUUUGGAGAAAUACGACAAAAUGACACCUACACCCAGUGAUAGGACCAAAAAACAAAACGGUGUUGAGGCCGCUCCUGAAUUUGUCGAUGACUAUGAGAGACCUGAACUUGAAAAGUAUGAAAAGGUCACUGCUACACCUAAGGACAAACGUCGUCCUAGUGAUACACAGGAUGACGUUGAUAUGAUGAAAGGCAAAAUUAAACCUAAAGAAAAAGAACCAGAACCAGAAAUGCCUACUCUUCGUAAGCGUCCAGUUACUAAGGAUAAGGAGGAAGAGCAAAAGCCCGAAGACAAACCAAAAGCAAAACCAAAGGCUAAGGAUGAACCAGAUGCUAAAAAACGUCCUUCUCUUAAACCAAAAGAGGUCGAGGAAGAAGAAUUCAUCGACGAUUACGAGAGGCCUGUCCUCGAGAAAUACGAGAAAAUCUCACCAACACCUACAGAGAAAAAGAAGAAGGAUGAUAAACCUACCGAACAGCCAGACGAAGAAGUGCCUUCAGCUACGGCUACUGCAAAGCGACGAUCUCUUAAAGGGAAAGACAAACCCGAGCCAAUGGACGUCGAUGAAAACGUUAGUCUGUCGAAACCUAAAGCUCCAGCUAAACCUGGACAGGAACCUGAAGAGGUUUCGCUUACACAUAAAACACCCGCUGAAAUUAAACCAACGGCGGAUGAGGCUGAAGCAAAACUCAGCGUAAAGAAACCAGAAAUUGUUGAGGAGCAAACUCUUAAGAGACCUUCAGCAAAGGGCAAAGAGAAGGGUGAGGACACGGAAGAAUCAGUCAGCCUCACCAAGCCUCGAUCUAAAACCAGCACAACCGCUCCUGAAGAAGCGUCUCUUACACAAAAGACACCGGCUAAGAAAAAACCUACGGAAGGAUCAGAAGCAGCACAGCUCAAGGUUAAAAAACCUGCCGUUGUCAAGAAAGGAGACGAAGAUGAGGAACCAUUGACAGUACAAGAUGGUAAAUUUGAAAAACCACAACUCAAGAAAACAACUAAGAAGACUACAGAUACAGAUACAAAGGCAGACAUUAAGACUAAAGAGACAAAAGAUGGGAUGGAGCUGGACUUCGUGGAUGACUACGAAAGACCAGUACUCGAGAAAUACGAGAAAAUCACACCAACUCCCACAGUCAGGGAGAAGAAGGAAAAGGAAGAGAAGAAAACGACCAUGGUAUCGCAACAACGGCUAGUGCUGAAGUCCAAGGAAGAAGUGAAGGUUGAAAGUCGUAAGAGCUCAAUUGCUGACACCAAAGGCGUUAAGCUAACGAAAGAAACUGCUGAAAGCAAAAAAUCUGCAGUAUCGUCUGUAGCGGAACAACAACAAGUUACUACGCUUAAGAAAUCUACACUAAAGCCCGGCAUUAAAGAACCAGAGACCGCCCAAAUGGAACAAGUCAAACUCAAGAAAGUGGAAAUUAAGCAAGAGGAAGUUAAAGAAGAAGCCAAAAAAGCAAAGAUAUCGACAGUCAGAAAGAAGACAGAGGAUCUGCCUGAGAUUGCAGACUAUGAGAGACCAGAACUAGAAAAAUAUGAGAAAAUGGAUUUCACACCGAGUACGAGGGAAAAGCCUGAGAAAGACAAGCCUGUGCCAAAAGUGCCUGAAAUCAAAGCACCAGAAGAAACGCUUAUGGCACCAAAGAUUGAGGUCAUCCGAGAGAAGUCUCCAAAACCAGAAAUGCGGAAGCCAUCUCUUGGCCCUGGUGCCCCUGUAGGCAGACGUGGAUCCCUUAUUCCUCCACCGGAGGAACUAGGAAGACGUCCUUCGCUCAUCAUCAGUGACGAGGUCACCAAAUUACGUCCAGGAGAAGUGUUAGACGACAAAAAGAAACGCGUGAGGCCCGGUGAACUCAUGGAUGAGCGUCGCAAGUCCUCGGACGCGAGAAGACCUUCAAUCCAGGACUUGGAAGAUCUGAUCAACAAGCCUUCAGUGCCUCUAAAGCCUUAUGGAAAUGAGGGCCCGCCAGUCAUCGUUGAUGUACAGGAGAGCUAUUCUGCAGUUGAAGAUCAAACUGGCUACCUCACCGUUCAAGUGGAGGGCAAUCCAGCACCAACUUUCAAGUUCUAUAAGGGUAUCACUGAAAUCAUCGAAGGUGGUCGUUUCAAGUUCGUCACAGAUGGCGAAAAUGGUCUCAUCACCCUUUGCAUGAGGAAAGUCAAGCCCAAUGAUGAAGGCAAAUACAAGGUUGUGGUCAGCAACAUCCAUGGAGAAGACUCCGCUGAGAUGCAGCUUUACGUGUCUGACUCCAGUGGCAUGGACUUCCGAGCUAUGCUCAAGAAGAGGAAAUACGCCAAAUGGGGUGAGAAAAAAGAAGACCCUGAUUGGGGAGACCUCAAAGAGACCGAAAAACCUAUUCCACCACUAAAGAAAGUCGAAAAGAAACAAGAAUCUUUCCUGAAGCCCCUCGUAGAUCAAUUCGCAAAAGAAGGCAAGGAUAAGAAGGUGGUUUUCGAGGCCAUCUUCACGAAACCCAAUUCCAAGCCGAAGUGGUACUUCCGUAAGGAUGAAUUAUUCCCCGGCUCUAAAUACAAGAUGACGAGCGAACAAGACUCGUACAAACUCAUCAUCAUGAAUCCCAAAGUAGAAGAUACGGGUAAAAUCACAGUCGAAAUCGGUGGCGUUACUUGCACUGCCUUCUUACAAGUUGACGAACCUGAUCCAGUGUACACUUUCACGAAACCGUUAAAGAAAUCUAUUAGCGGUUAUACAAGACACGAGACGGUAUUGGAGUGCGCUGUUUCAAGCAACUUGGCCAUUGUUUCUUGGUGGAAAGAAGAUACAAAACUGGAAGAUGGUGACGAAUUUUCUAUCUCUAAAGACCUAUCUGGCAAAUGUACACUUGUUAUUAAGAGUGCUAAAAUGGAAGACGCAGGAAAAUACUCAUGUAGGAUUGAAAAGCAACCUGACAAGACAGAGACUGAUGUUAAAAUUGUUGAAUACCCAUACAAAUUCACGAAGGUUCUAAAAUCACAGCAGGCCAUCGAAAAAGAUACCAUCACUCUGCUUUGCGAGUUGGACGAUGCUGCUGGUGACGUAAAAUGGUUUAAGAAUGAUGAACCAGUGAAAGCAGACAAGCGUAUCUCAAUCGUGAAGGAAGGUCGCAAACGCAAGGUAGUGAUCAAGGACGCUAAAGUCACUGAUGCUGGCAACUUCAAGUGCGUCAGUAAUGCCGAUGAAACCGCAUGCGAAUUGAUUGUCAAUUACUCGAAUCGCUUCAAUAAGAAGUUGAAGGACACCGAAGCAAUUGAGAGGGAUAAGGUGGUGCUAGAGGUGGAACUUCAAGAUCAGACUGCGGAGGCCGUAUGGUCUUUCAAUGGAACGCCUAUUGUGCCUGAUGAAAGGGUUGAAAUCAAGAACCUGGGCGGCGGUAAACAUCAACUAAUCUUCAACAAGUUGGAGAUGGAGGACGAUGGUGAAAUCCUUUGCGAGUCCGGCAAGCUCAGUUCUUCCUGCAAACUGACCGUUAAGAAAGGAGAGUCCAAACCUACUAUCGAAUGUCCGGAUGAGUUCAACGGACCCGCUGGACAGCCUUUCGUCAUCGAGGUGCCUUAUAAAGUUACCGGCACGCGCCAAACCCCAAUCGAGGCGAAACUGUUCAAGGAUGGAAAAGCCCUCCCCGUCAAAGAGGUUGAAACUGUGGUGGAACAAGAAAAGAUCCUCUUUAAAAUUAAAAAGCCGACCAGGGAAGGAACAGGCAAAUACCAGAUCAAACUGUCAAAUGCCCAAGGCGAAGAUGGUAAAGAUGUACAUAUCAACAUGCAGACUGCGCCAACUCCUCCACAAGAUGUGGAAGUUACAGAAGUAUUCCAGACCUCAUGCGUAGUUUCGUGGAAGACACCACAAGACGAUGGUGGUUCGGCCAUCAUCAAAUACGUUAUUGAAAGACAGGAUAUGUCUCUCAAGGCUGGAUGGGAUAACGUGGCUGAAGUGCCACUUGGUGAACCCUUGAAAUACAAAGUUGAUGAUCUCAUUGCGAAGAAGACGUACAAAUUCAGGAUUCGUGCUGUGAACAAGAUUGGUUCCAGUGAACCUGGUCUCUUUGGCAAGCCUGUAUUGGCCAAGGACCCCUGGGACGAACCUGGAAAGCCCAAGGGAGUGGAGCUCGUGGACUGGGACAAAGAUCACGCAGAUCUCAAAUGGCAGAAGCCGGAUAACGACGGUGGUGCACCAAUCACUGGCUACGUUAUUGAAUACAAGGAGAAAUUCGGAAAAGACUGGGUGAAAGGAGUUGAAGUGCCUGGUGACUGCCUAGCUGCCACUCAGGAUGGUCUAAAGGAGGGCGGUACUUAUGAAUUCAGGGUCCGUGCUAUCAACAAGGCCGGUCCCGGUGAACCCAGUGAUACCACUAAACCAAUUGUUGCUAAGUGUAGAUUUGUUAAACCAUAUAUCAUUGGCGAGGGUCUACAGAACAUGAUCAUCAAAAAGGGACAAGUGAUCACCUUUGACAUCAAAUAUGGUGGUGAACCUGAACCCGAAGUCAAGUGGAUCAAGGGAGAGGAGAAACGCGGAAAGCCGUUAACGGAGAAGGAUAUCAAAGACGACGGUGACCGUAUUACAAUUGACAAAUAUGAGAGGAACACAGUUCUCACUGUCAGAAAGACGACAAGACCUGACAGUGGAAAGUACAAACUGGUGCUUACCAACUCAUCGGGCACUUGCGAGAGUAUUGCCGAUGUCGUUGUGCUUGACAAACCUAACCGUCCUAAUGGCCCUAUCGAAGUUGUGGACAUUCGCGCUGAGAAGGCCACAGUCAAAUGGAAGAAACCCGAUGACUGGCAAGGAUCAGAUAUCACUGGCUACACACUUGAGAAGAUGGACAUGGACACCGGUAACUGGGUACCAUGUGGUGAAACUGGUCCCGAGCCAACAGAGUUCACGGUCAAAGGCCUGACGCCCAAUCACAAAUACAAGUUCAGGGUUCGCGCCGUCAACAAGGAGGGCGAGUCUGAGCCACUUGAGACCGACGGAUUUAUUGUAGCUAAAAAUCCUUACGAUCCACCAAAAGCGCCAGGCAAGCCGAACAUCAUUGAUUAUGACAAUAUGUCUGUCACUUUACAAUGGGAACCUCCUACUGAUAAUGGUGGUAGACCAAUUCUCGGAUACGUCGUGGAGAAGAAGGACAAAUUCUCCGCUGACUGGGUUGAGGUGGUAAAGACAGAAGACACCAAGACAGAAUACAAAGUUGAGGGCCUUAAAGAAAAAGUAGUGUACCAGUUCCGAGUGAAGGCAUACAACAAGGCAGGUGUUGGUGAAGCUUCACAGCCCACUGACAACCAUCUCUGCAAACAUAGGAACUUGAGACCACGCAUUGAGCGCAGCACAUUCAAAUCGGUCAUCAUCAAAGCUGGUCGCACCCACAAAUGGUCUGUGGAUGUGAUUGGUGAACCUCCACCAGAGACAACUUGGUCAUGGCGCGAGAACAUUAAGCUAGUGAAUACUGAGCGCAUCAAAAUCGAGAACAAAGAGUACCAUACUGACUUCACCAUCGUCAACACCGUGCGCCGUGACACAGGCAAAUACACGCUGCGUGCCGAGAAUUGCAAUGGAUUCGACGAGGAAACCGUUGAACUUACUGUCCUCAGCAAACCUAGUGCGCCUAAAGGCCCAUUGGACGUUUUCGAUGUGCAUGCCGAGGGCUGCAAAGUCAAAUGGGAGAAGCCGGAAGACGAUGGUGGCUCACCCAUCAAGGAGUACGAGCUCGAAAAGAUGGACCUCGCUACCGGCAAAUGGGUUAGAGUUGGCAGAGUGGCCGGUGACAAGAAGCCCCUAGAAAUGGAAGUUACAGGUCUGGAGCCAGGUCACCAAUACAAGUUCAGAGUGACAGCUGUCAAUGAUGAGGGUGACUCUGAGCCGCUCGAAACUGAACGUGCGACGCUUGCCAAGAAUCCAUUCGACAUAUCAGACAAGCCGGCGAACGUGGAAGUCGCUGACCAUGACAACCAAAGCGCGGAGAUCAAAUGGGAUCCACCCAAGUCCGACGGCGGAGCGCCCAUACAGAAGUACAUCAUCCAGAAGAAACCCAAAGGCGGCGAAUGGGAGAAUGCUGCAGAGGUGCCUGGUACCGCAACCUCCGGCAAAGUGGAUGGUCUGCCUGAAGGCAGCGAGUAUCAGUUCCGCGUGAUUGCCGUCAAUAAGGCCGGACAGUCUGAGCCUUCAGAUCCUACCAAGAUGACCACUAUUAGGCAUAAGGCUUUGAAACCACGCAUCGAUCGCACCAACCUAAAGGCGCUUGCCGUCCGCGCUGGCAAGCCGAUCUUCUUCGAUGUCAAUGUCAAGGGUGAACCUGCACCCAAAGUGCAGUGGUUCCAGAAAUGGAAGGGAGAAGAAAAAGAGGUCACAGAAAACGUAAUCAAUGUAGAUUAUAACACUAAACUAGACGUCAAGGAAGCAGUGCGUGCAAUGACCGGCACUUACCGUAUCCUGGCUACCAACGAACAUGGCAAGGAUGAGGCGGAUGUUGAGAUCACAGUACUUUCCGCUCCUGGCAAACCUGGAGGUCCACUUAAGGUGUCUGAUGUUACCAAGGCUGGAUGUAAACUGGCUUGGAAGAAACCCGAAGACGAUGGUGGCAAGCCCGUUACCGGUUAUGUGGUCGAGAAGCUUAACAAAGCCACCGGCCGCUGGGUCCCAGUUGGAAAGACCGAUGACACAGAGAUGGACAUCAAAGGUCUUCAGGAGGGAGAAGAAUACGAGUUUAGGGUCAAAGCUGUCAACGAGGAGGGCGAGUCGGAGCCGUUGAAGACUGACCACUCGAUUAUUGCUAAGAAUCCUUAUGAUGCUCCUGGUAAACCAUCCGUGCCAAUAAUCGAUGACUGGGACGUGGACCGUGUGGACCUGAAAUGGGAGGCGCCAAAGAACAACGGCGGCGCACCUAUCACUGGUUAUAUUAUUGAGAAGAAGGAAAAGUUCGGUAGCUGGCAAGAGGCGCUCGUUACCGAUACGCCAGAAUGCAAAGGGCGUGUCCCUGACUUGAAGGAAGGCAACACAUACCAAUUCCGUGUACGAGCCGUCAACAAAGCCGGUCCGGGUGAACCUGGUGAACCUACCCAACCGCACGUCGCUAAGGCUAGAUUCUUAAAACCGCACAUCAACCGCGACAAGAUGGUGGCCAUUCGAGUGCGCGCGGGCGCCACGAUCAAGCUAGACGUGGACAUCAAGGGCGAACCUCCACCGACCAAGACUUGGACAUUCGCCAACAAGACCCUGGAAACAGGUCCAGGUAUCAAGAUCGAGAACGAAGACUACAACACAAAAAUGCAGAUCUUCGACUCGACGUGGCAAAACUCUGGAGUGUACACGCUGAAGGCUGUGAACGAAUCGGGCGUCGACGAAGCCACGGUUGAGAUUACUGUUCUCGACAAACCAGGUAAACCUGAAGGCCCACUGGAAGUCGCCGACGUCCAUGCGGACCGCGUCAAACUAAAGUGGAAGAAACCCAAACACACUGGUGGACUGCCGCUGCAGGCGUAUGCCCUUGAGAAGAUGGAUACUCUCACUGGCAAAUGGGUGCCUGCUGGUACUGUGGACCCGGAGAGUACUGAGGCUACAGUUACUGGCUUAGAACAAGGUCACACGUACCAAUUCCGUGUCAAGGCAGUCAAUGAAGAGGGUGAAUCUGAACCACUAGAAACUGAUCAUGGCACAUUGGCCAAGAACCCAUACGAUGUGCCAGCACCUCCUGGCUUACCAGAAAUCAUCGAUUGGGACGAGAAAUCUGCCAAGCUUAAAUGGGAACCGCCUAUUCGGGAUAACGGUGCUCCGAUUACGGGAUAUGUUAUCGAAGUCAUGGACAGAGAUAGAGGAGAGUUUGUUAAGGCGGCUGAAAUUCAAGGCAACGUUUGCCAAGGCACAGUACCAAAGCUGGAGGAAGGUAACCAAUACCAAUUCCGCAUCCGUGCUCUCAACAAGGCCGGCCAAUCCGAGCCGUCGGAGAACACCAACUGGCAUACCGCUAAACCUCGAUUCUUGAAACCAAGGAUCGAUCGCACAAACCUGAACCCCGUCACUGUCAAGGCUGGUCUGCCAGUCUCUCUAGACGUCAAGGUCUUCGGUGAACCACCGGCAACAGUUACCUGGUAUUUCAAAGACCAGGAACUCAAGUCCGCAGAUAAUCUUGAAAUCAUUAAUGUGGACUACAACACCAAGUUCUUGAUGACGAAGAGUAAACGAGCGAGCAGUGGAAGAUACGUGAUUAAGGCUAAGAAUGAGGUUGGUGAAGAUGAGGCUGAAGUUGAAAUUACUAUUCUUGGCAAGCCAUCCAAACCGAAAGGUCCACUGGAUGUGGCGGACGUCACAAAAAGCGGAUGCACGCUUUCAUGGAAGAAACCAGAAGACGACGGCGGAUCGCCUAUUGAAUACUAUGAGAUCGAGAAACUUGAUCCAGUUUCUGGACAAUGGAUACCGUGCGGUACGGCGAAAGACUGCAAAGCCAACAUCACGGGAUUGCAAGAAGGCAAGCCAUAUAAGUUCCGCGUCAAGGCCGUCAACAAGGAGGGCGAAUCCGAGGAACUCGAGACUGAAAAGCCGAUCAUUGCUAAAAAUCCUUUCGACGAACCCGGCAAGCCCGGUCGUCCAGAACCCCGAAACUGGGACAAGGAUUUCGUGGAACUGGAAUGGUCACCACCCAAGGAAGACGGUGGUGCGCCCAUCACUGGAUAUAUCAUUCAGAAGAGAGAGAAAGGUGGCAGGUCAUGGCAAGACUGCCUCCGUACAUCAGGCGAUCGCCCAACGGGUCGCGUGACCGACGUAGAAGAAGGACACGAGUACGAAUUCCGCGUUAUGGCCGUCAAUAAGGCAGGUCCAGGCGAACCCUCGGACCCGAGUCGCUCCGUUAUUGCUAAGCCAAGAUUCUUGGCUCCAAAGAUCGACCGCAAGAACCUCCAAAAGAGGAAGAUCAAGAUCGGUGAGCCGCUCAAGUUCGAAGCCGACGUCAAGGGUGAACCAGAGCCCACCAUCACUUGGACUUUCAAUGGCAAUGCUCUUAAACCUGAAGAGAGGUUGAAGAUUGAAAACAAAGAUUACCACACAUCAUUCGCGUUGCUGAAGUGCACGCGCGCUGACACCGGCAAGUACGUGGUGACAGCCAAAAAUGACUCUGGCACUGACUCAGUUGAAAUCGAAAUUGACGUCGUCAGCAAGCCUUCCAAGCCGAAGGGACCGCUCAAGGUCUCCGAUGUCAAAGCCGACGGCUGCAAGCUCAAAUGGGAACCACCAGAAGACGACGGUGGUGAACCUGUUGAAAACUACGUCGUUGAACGGAUGGACACUGAGUCCGGACGAUGGGUGCCAGUCUGCACCACCAAGACCCCAGAGGCGGAUGUCACAGGGUUGAACGAAGGGAAAGACUACCUCUUCAGGGUUAAGGCUGUUAACCCUGAAGGAGAGAGUGAGCCGCUUGUUACUGAGCAGGCUACUACUGCUAAGAAUCCGUAUGGCGAGCCCGACCCGCCAGGUAAGCCAGAAUUCAAGGACUGGAGCAAAGACCACGUGGACCUCAAGUGGGAGAAGCCCGCCAACGACGGCGGUGCACCCAUCACUGCUUACAUCGUUGAGAAGAAGGACCGAGAUACCGGCAAAUGGGUUAAAGCUGCCGAGGUCCCUGGAAACAAGACCGAAGCUCGCGUUCCAGACUUGAUUGAAGGCAAGACGUACCAGUUCCGCGUAAAGGCCGUCAAUAAGGCCGGCCCGGGCAAGCCCUCGGCGGUAUCUGAUAAUUUGCUGGCUAAAGACAGAUUCGCUCCACCCAAAAUUGAUCGCACGAACAUGCGCGAUCUGACCCUCAAAGCUGGUCAGAACAUUCGCCUGGACAUCAAGGUGUCCGGUGAACCACCACCAACGAAGACCUGGUUCCAUAACAAAGAACGCCUAUCCACACGCGACGACCUCACUAUUGACACCGAAGACUAUAAGAUUAAGUUAUCAGUCGUUGUUGCUUCGAGGAAACACAGCGGUACUUAUGUGUUGAAGGCUGAGAACAGCAGUGGCAAAGAUGAGGCUAGCAUUCAAGUUAAUGUACUGGAUGUGCCUGCUAAGCCUGAGGGACCUUUGAAGAUCUCGGACGUCCACAAAGAGGGCUGCACACUGAAGUGGAAUCCGCCACUAGACGACGGCGGUGCUCCACUAGACCACUACUUAGUAGAGAAACUCGACACGGAAACCGGGCGCUGGAUGCCAGCACUCAAGACCAAAGAUCCAAAGGCUGAAAUUGAAAAUCUAGUGCCUGGACAUGAGUACAAGUUCAGAGUAUCUGCUGUAAAUAAUGAAGGUGUUUCUGAACCACUGGAGGCUGAUCAUUCCAUCAUUGCUAAAAAUCCCUUCGACGAACCCGGUAAGCCCGGCAAGCCAGAAGUUGUCGAUUGGGACAAGGACCAUGUGGAUCUCAAGUGGGAGAAACCCAUCAGCGACGGCGGCGCCCCGAUCUCCGGAUACAUCAUUGAGAAACGUGAAGUCGGAUCGCCUAAGUGGGUGAAAGCUUGCGAGGUUGGUCCUAACGACAAUGAGAAGGCGACUGUGCCGAAUCUAGACGAGGGAACAGAGUACGAGUUCAGAGUGAAGGCAAUCAACGAAGCCGGUCCUGGAGAGCCAAGUGACGCUAGCAAAUCUGUUAUUUGCAAACCCAGAAGAUUGGCUCCGAAGAUCGAUCGUCGUAACCUGCGCACAAUCAAAGUGCACGAGGGCGAACCCAUCGCGCUUGAUGUCAAAGUAUCGGGCGAGCCGCCACCGGACGUCACCUGGACGCUUAACGGAAAGUCCGUCAUUGACGGCAAUGGACUUAAAUUGGUUAACGUCCCAUACCUCAGCAAAUACCAGCACGCGAGUCCCAGAAGAAAGGACUCUGGCACGUACAAGAUCCAGGCCGUCAACAAGUACGGACAGGACACCGCUGAAGUGGAGAUUAUUGUUACAUCUAAACCAGAAAAACCAGAAGGUCCACUAGAGGUUUCUGAUAUCCACAAGGACGGAUGCAAGCUGGCCUGGAAGAGGCCCAAGGACGACGGCGGAGAGCCCAUUGAAGCCUACCUUGUGGAAAAAUACGACACCGAGACUGGCACUUGGUUGCCUGUCGGCAAGACUCUUGGCAAUGUGCCUGAGAUGGAGGUUGACGGGUUGAUUCCCGGACACGAGUACAAGUUCCGUGUGAAGGCGAUCAACAAGGAGGGCGAGUCUGAACCACUCGAGACCUUUGGCGCUAUCGUCGCUAAGGAUCCCUUCACUGUACCGGAUGCACCAUCAGCUCCCGUACCAGAUGACUGGUCAGCUAGUCAUGUGGACCUCAAAUGGGAAGCGCCGAUAUCGGACGGCGGCUCUCCUAUCAUUGGUUACAUCGUCGAGAAGAAAGACAAAUACAGCCCGCUGUGGGAGAAGGCCGUGGAGACACACACACCUACACCCACUGCUACCGUUAAUGGGCUGAUCGAGGGCAACGAAUAUCAAUUCCGUGUAGUCGCCAUCAACAAGGCCGGCCAAAGCAAGCCGUCAGAAGCUUCGAAGAACUUCAUCGCCAAGCCUCGCUUCCUGGCGCCCAAGAUCGACAGACGUAAUCUCCGUGACGUCACGCUGUCUUCUGGAUCUACGCUAAAGCUAGAGGCUGCUAUUACUGGCGAGCCUGCUCCAGCUGUUGAAUGGAGAUACCAAAACAUGCCGCUCCGUCCAUCCAAGGCAGUCACAAUCGAUAGUCCCGAUUACUUCACGAAACUCGUGAUUCGCCCCGUACGACGAGAUGACUCUGGUGAAUAUACCGUCACUGCCGUCAACUCUAGUGGAAAGGACACUGUGACAAUUAACGUCGUUGUCACUGACAAGCCUAACAAACCUGAAGGCCCAUUGCAAAUCUCAGACGUCCAUAGCGAUGGAGCCACACUCAAAUGGAAGAGACCGAAGGACGACGGUGGUGCGCCCAUUGAAUAUUACCAGAUCGACAAACUUGACACCGAGACCGGUUGUUGGGUACCGUGUGCAAGAUCUGAUGAGCCUAAAUGUGAAGUCACCGGCCUUACACCGGGCAAGGAAUACAGGUUCCGCGUGGCGGCUGUCAACUCUGAAGGCGAGUCUGAGCCCCUUACGUCAGAGGAAAGCAUCAUCGCUAAGAACCCAUACGAUGAACCUGGUGCGCCUGGAACACCAAGCGUCACAGAUUGGGACAAGGACCACGUGGAUCUCAAAUGGACCCCGCCUCGCGAAGAUGGUGGCGCUCCUAUCGAGGGCUACAUCGUCGAGAAGAAGGACAAGUUUGGCAAUUGGGAGAAGGCGCUUGAAGUGCCUGCUGAUAAAACCAAUUGUACCGUGCCUGACUUGAUUGAAGGACAGACUUAUGAGUUUAGAGUACGCGCGGUAAACAAGGCAGGUCCUGGUGUGCCCAGCGAUAGUACACAUCCAAUUGUGGCUAAGCCCAGGAAUCUCGCUCCUAAGAUUGACAGGACCAACCUUAUUGACAUUAAAAUCAAGGUUGGACAGAAAUUCGGAUUUGACGUCAAGGUUACCGGUGAACCAAUGCCCGAGACCAAGUGGUUCCUAGGAAAGAAGGAAGUGAAAUCUGCUGGAGACAUGAAAGUACAGCAUUCCGAUUACAAUACAAAGAUCAACUGUAAGACAGCAACUCGCGCUGACAGUGGCAGAUAUACUAUCACUGCUGAGAACUGCAAUGGCAAGGAUGUGGCUGAAGUUGAGGUCAUCGUUCUCAGUGUGCCCAGUCCGCCUGGAGGACCACUUAAGGUCUCGGAUGUACACGCGAACGGUGCUAAGUUAUCCUGGAACCCGCCAGCCGAUGAUGGCGGUCAACCCAUUGAUAAAUAUGUGGUUGAGCGCAUGGAUGAAGCUACCGGGCGGUGGGUGACUGCGGGAGAAACCGACGGACCCCAGACCAGUCUUGCCGUUGAUGGCCUUACUCCUGGACACAAGUACAAGUUCCGCGUUAGGGCUGUUAACAGGCAAGGCAAGUCCGAACCGCUAACGACCCCGCAUUCGACCGAAGCAAAGAAUCCAUUCGAUGUUGCUGGAAAACCCGGCACACCGAAGAUCAAGGACUUCGACAAAGACUUUGUGGAGCUGGAAUGGACCCGCCCCGAGAAGGACGGUGGUGCACCAAUUACAGGAUACGUUAUUGAAAAGAAAGAUCGCUUUUCACCCGAUUGGGAAGAGUGUGCUCAGAUCGAAGGUGACGUCACUACCGGCAAAGUGCCAGAUCUCAUUGAAGGCAACACGUACGAAUUCCGCGUACGCGCUGUCAACAAAGCAGGCAACGGCGAGCCCAGUGAUGGCACCGGACCACAUCUUGCCAGGCCCAAGAAUCUUGCACCCAAGAUCGAUCGCAACUUUAUGUUCAACAUCAAGGUUAAGGCUGGACAGAACUACGAACUCGAUGUACCAGUCGCUGGAGAACCUACUCCAACCAAGGAAUGGCUCCACGACGACAACCUUGUCCUCAAUACCGACAGAAUCAAAAUUGUUAAUGAUAAUACGCAUACUAAGUUCCGUGUUAUUGAUGCUAAGAGAACCGACUCUGGUACUUACACUCUGAAAGCUAAAAACAUCAAUGGAACUGAUACAGCUACUGUUAAGGUUGUGGUACUCGAUGUGCCAUUGCCGCCAGAAGGGCCGCUUCGUGCUGAUGACGUUACCAAAUCUGGCUGUACUCUUAAAUGGAGGCCACCCAAGGACGAUGGUGGUAGCGAAAUUACAAGCUACGUUGUCGAGAAGAUGGACCAGGAAAAUAUGCGCUGGGUACCUGCUGGUGACGUGCAAGCUUGCAGUAUCAGAAUUGAUCAUCUCAUUGAGGGUCACGACUAUAACUUCAGAGUGCGCGCAGUCAACAAACAGGGUGAAUCUCUCCCACUAGUAGGACACGAACCGGUUACAGCCAAGGACCCUUACGGUACACCAGAUAAACCUGGAACACCUGUCGUCAAGGACUGGGACAAAGAUCAUAUGGAUUUGGAAUGGGUGCCACCAAAGAAGGAUGGUGGCUCUCCAAUUACUGGCUACAUUAUAGAGGCUAAGAAGAAAUAUGGACCGUGGGAAAUGGCCGCGACUGUCCCUGGAAACCAGACUACUGCAACAGUUCCUAAUCUCCAAGAGGGAGAGGAGUAUGAGUUCAGGGUUAUCGCUGUGAAUAAAGCAGGAAAUGGCGAACCUAGUGACGCUUCGUCUCCACAGGUCGCAAAGGCGAGAUUCUGCGCACCGCAUUUCGACAAGAUGCUGCUGGCGGAUAAGACUGUCAAAGCUGGACAGAGAAUUCAAUACGAAAUCCCAAUUGAAGCAUCACCUAAGCCUACAGUCGAAUGGCAGAUCAAUGGCAAGGUCAUUCAUCCUAGCGACAGAAUCGACAUUCAGAUAUUACACAACAGGGUCAUUCUAGACAUUCCAUUCUCCGUCAGGUCUGAUGGAGGCGUUUAUAAACUGACCCUUAAGAAUGACCUAGGCGUUUGCUCUGCUACGGCCAACGUCACAGUUUUGGACAAACCAUCUCGCCCAGAGAAGCCGCUUGUAGUCUCCGAUAUUACCAAAGACUCUUGUUCUCUCUCUUGGAAGAUACCACUCGACGAUGGCGGCUCACCUAUCUUGCAUUACGUUAUUGAGAAGAUGGACUUGACACGUGGUACAUGGUCUGACGCUGGUAUGAGUACUUAUCUAUCCCACCAAGUAACGCGCUUAAUUCACAUGAAGGAAUACUUGUUCAGAGUAAGUGCCGUUAACGCCAUUGGUCAAUCAGAACCCCUUGAAUUAGACAGAGCUAUUAUCGCGAAGAACGAGUUCGAUGAGCCAUCGCCUCCUGGUAAACCUGAGGCCACUGAUUGGAGCAAGGAUCAUGUCGACUUACAAUGGACUACUCCUAAAUCCGACGGAGGAGCUCCUAUUACGGGUUACAUUAUUCAGAAAAAAGAAAAGGGCAGCCCGUACUGGGUGAACGCUGUUCACGUACCGCCUAACAAGAAUAAAGCUACAGUACCUGAUUUAACUGAAGGCCAAGACUAUGAAUUUAGAGUGAUCGCUGUCAAUCAAGCCGGCCAGUCUGAGCCUAGUGAGCCUUCUGACAUUAUCACUGCUAAAGACAGAUUUGUUGCUCCAAAGAUAAUCACACCUCUUAAAGAUAUCACAAUCAAGUCUGGCCUUAUUUUCCACUUAGACGUCGAUUUCAUUGGCGAACCUGCUCCUGAGGUCAACUGGACUUGUGGUGGUAAACCGGUAGUUGCCAACGAGAGAACAACCGUCACAUCGGUCGGCCACCACACUAUUAUUCAUACAGUCAAUUGCAAGCGUUCAGAUGCUGGUAAAUACCAUUUGUCCCUAAAGAAUGACUCAGGAUCUGACGAAGGCAGCUUCGAGCUUAUUGUUCUGGAUGUACCUGGACCACCGCAGGCACCAUUUGAGUAUGAGGAGAUCACUGCUCAAUCUGUUACGAUGUCUUGGAAACCACCUAAGGACAAUGGUGGCAGCGAGCUGACUGCAUACGUUAUUGAAAAACGAGACUUAACGCACGGUGGGGGUUGGGUACCAGCUGUUACAUACAUUAAUCCGAAAUUCAAUCACGCUACCGUUCCACGACUUCAAGAAGGCACCAAAUAUGAGUUCAGAGUAUUUGCUGAAAACUUGCAGGGUAGAUCUGAACCACUCGUAACAGACAGAGCUAUUGUUGCCAAAAACCAAUACACAGUACCCGGCAAACCCGGAAAACCAGAGCUGGUUUCUUCGGACAAAGAUCACAUUAAGAUCAAAUGGUCUUCACCUAUCUCCAAUGGUGGAUCGAACAUUAUUGGUUACGAUGUUGAACGACGAGACAAGGCUACUGGAAGGUGGAUUAAACUUAACAAGGAACCUGUUAGAACUAACGAUUAUGACGACGACAGGGUACAGGAAGGACACCAGUAUGAGUACCGUGUAUCGGCGGUUAACGCCGCUGGCCCUGGUCAACCUUCCGACCCAUCGAACGUAUUCAUUGCUAGACCAAUGAAAGAGAAGCCUAAACUAUGGUUAGAUCAUCUCAUUGGUAGAAAGAUUAAGGUCAGAGCUGGUGAACCCAUCAAUAUUAACAUUCCAAUUACUGGUGCGCCAACACCAACCAUUUCUUGGACUAAGGGCUCUGUGCCACUAUUACCUUCACACAGACUAUCCACCGAAACUAAAAUGGAUGAGACUAAACUUUGCAUUGACAAGUCGACUCGCGAUGAUGCUGGCAAAUACACCAUUACAGCUACCAAUGAUCAUGGAAAAGAUUCUGCGGACAUUGAAGUUAUUGUCGUAGAUAAACCAGGACCACCCAAGGGACCACUUUCUUGCACCCCUGUAACACACGAUUCCAUUAGUCUUACAUGGAACCCGCCUACAGAUGACGGUGGUAGUGAGAUCACUGGAUACGUCGUCGAAGUGGCUGAAUUUGGUGUCAAUGAUUGGCGCACGGUCGCUGGUUUCUGCCCUAAAUGCUCGUUCACUGUUAAGAAUUUGACUGAAGGAAAGAAAUACAUAUUUAGAGUUCGCGCCGAAAAUUUGUACGGUGUUUCGAAUCCGCUAGAAAGCAAACCUAUUGUUGCAAAAUCUCCAUUUGAUCCACCUGGCGCUCCUGAUACGCCAAGGAUUGCCGGUUAUAGCUCUAACAGCUGCUCUCUUGAAUGGGAGCCACCAAAGGAUUGCGGUGGCAAACCCAUUACUGGAUACUAUGUGGAGAAAAGAGAGCGUGGAGGUGACUGGGUGAAGGUCAAUAACUACCCAACGCCCAACACAUGCUAUACCGUACCUGACUUACGUGAAGGUAACCGUUACGAAUUCAGAGUAAUUGCUGUGAACGAAGCCGGACCUGGAAAACCUAGCAAACCCACCGAACCUAUCACAGCAGAGACUCAAAGGCUUAAACCUAGUCCUCCAGAGGCACCUAAACCUGACAGAGUUACCAAAGAUUCUGUUACACUGUCAUGGAGACCACCUAAGAGCGACGGUGGUGCUAAAAUCAAAGGCUAUAUUAUCCAACAAAAGGGUAAGGGAGACAAGGAUUGGAAAGAUGUUAAUGAUGUGCCUUCCCCGAGUCUUGUGUACACCGUUCCUAAUCUUAAGGAAGGAGAUGAGUAUCAAUUUAGGGUUAUUGCAGUCAACGACGUCGGCAGGUCCGACCCCAGCAAGUCCACUGGAGAUAUUGUCAUCGCUGAACAACCCAACAAACCUUGUAUGGAUCUUGGCGGAGUCAGGGACAUCACUGUUCGCGCUGGCGAAGACUUUUCUAUCCACGUACCUUACACUGGAUUCCCUCAACCUACCGCAACAUGGUUCAGGGAUGACAAUCUGAUUGAUGUUGAUGGUGACUCGAGAAUAUUCCAGAAAAUUACACCAGAUUCCGCGUCGUUUGUUGUCAAAAAUGCGAAGAGAUCCGACGGUGGUCAAUACAGGCUGCAACUGCGCAACCCGUCAGGCUAUGACACUGCUACUAUUAACGUAAAAGUCCUUGAUAGGCCUAGCCCACCAGAAAACCUCAGAGCUGAUGAAUUUGAAGGUGAAGCUCUCACACUUUACUGGAAUCCACCGAAAGACAACGGUGGCGGUGAGAUCACGAACUAUGUUGUGGAAAAACGAGAAGCUAGGUCGCCUAACUGGACCAAGGUGUCUGGCUAUGUUACUACUCCUUUCUUGCGAGUGAAGAACUUAACUGUUGGACGCGACUAUGAAUUCAGAGUCAUGGCUGAGAACCAGUAUGGCCAGUCUGAUCCUGUACAGACCACCGAACCGAUCAAGGCAAGACAUCCGUUCGACCCACCAGGUGCACCUGGAGCACCUCGCUCCGUGGAGACUACAGAUUCUUCCAUUACAAUCACGUGGACAAAGCCUCGCCACGACGGUGGCUCACCUAUCACUGGUUAUGUCGUAGAAAAGCGAUUGAUUACCGAAGACAAAUGGACCAAAGCAUCACACGCACACAUUCCAGAUACAACCUACAAGGUUACCGGAUUGAUUGAAAACCAUGAAUAUGAGUUUAGAGUAGCAGCUGUCAACGCAGCAGGUCAAGGACCAUAUUCUCAGAGCUCUGACGCCAUACGUGCAUGCGCGCCGCCUAACUGCCCACGUAUUACCAGUGAUCUGAGCCUGCGUGACAUUACAGUCAUUGCCGGCGAAGAAAUCAAGAUUACUGUGCCUUUCACAGGCAAUCCCAGGCCAAAGGUAUCAUGGGUUAUUAACAACGAGGAGGUGUUCCCGGACAACCGCAUACGCUUUGUAACGUCAGACAUCGACACAGUGUUCCACAAUUCGUGCGCAAAGAGAUCCGAUACUGGAUCAUACACCAUUCAGCUGGUUAACAGCGAGGGCUCUGACAGUGCUACUUGCAGAGUGCUAGUAGUAGACAAGCCAUCGCCACCACAAGGCCCACUGGAAGCGUAUGAUAUCACACCCGACACGUGCACGCUAUCGUGGAAGCCACCCCUCGACGACGGCGGAUCGCCCAUCACCAACUACGUUGUUGAGAAGAUGGAUAAUAAUGGCGCAUGGACAAAGAUCUCAUCAUUCGUUCGCAACUGCCACUACAACGUCAUGGGCCUGGAGCCAAACAAGAAAUACACAUUCCGCGUGCGCGCCGAAAACCAGUACGGCGUUUCGAACCCGCUUACCAUGGACGAUUCUAUCACUGCCAAGUUCCCAUUCACAAUUCCCGACCCACCGGGCGUUCCCCGCGUGGUCGAAUGGGAUGGCUCCACGGCGACUGUCGUGUGGGACAGACCACGCUCAGACGGCGGCGCUCGUAUUCAGGGUUACAAAAUCGAGUUCCGCGAUGUACAAGAUGGUAUUUGGAACAGCGCAGACUAUCUUGUCAAAGACUGCACUUACCAGGCGUACAACCUGGAACCAGGGCACGAGUACGAAUUCCGCGUUCGCGCGAAGAACGCUGCUGGGUUCAGCAAGUACUCUGCCAGCUCGCAGAAGUUCCGCGUCAAGCCCCGUUUCGGUCCACCCGGUGCACCCAACGCACCACGCGUCAUGCGCGUUGGACGCAACUACGUCGAUCUCAGCUGGGACCCACCAAGUACAGAUGGCGGCUCUCGCGUUACCGGCUACAUAAUCGAACGGCGCGACGUCGGCGGUUCCGUUUGGGUGAAGUGCAACGACUACAACGUGCAGGACACUACGUUCACGGCACUCAAUCUUAAUGAAAAGGCUGACUAUGAGUUCAGAAUUAUCGCUGUUAAUGCUGCUGGCAAAUCAGAGCCUUCAACCUGCACGACGCCAGUCCGAACGGGUGAAGAGAUUGGCGGCACGAAACCCGAAUGGGUGAAGCAGAUUCCUCCGCACAUGUGCGCUCCACUCGGCAGGCCAUUCACGCUCGAGUGCGUCGCAACCGGCAACCCUAUUCCUACUGGCAGAUGGCUCCGUAACGGAAGAGAAGUUGUAUUGGGCACCAGAUUCAUCGCAGAAUCCCGCGACGGUACUCUAAGAUUAAACAUCACUGAGGCAGCGGAUGCGGACGAGGGUGAUUACACUUGCGAGGCCAUCAACAGUAUCGGUUUCAUCUAUUGCACGGGACAUCUGAAGAUUGGAAGCCCACCGCGCAUCACCCGCAUGCCGGGCGAUCUCCACCUGCCUGAGCACGACAACACCAAGAUCAAGAUCCUGUACACCGGCGACCAGCCCGUUGACGUCACAUUGACGAAGGACGGACACAAGGUGUCCGACUCUCCACACUUGAAGUUCACCGUCUUGGAUGAUUACAUUCUGAUCUUUAUUAAGGAUAUCUCGAAAGAUGAUAUGGGCAUAUACAAAUUGACAAUCAAGAACAACUCCGGCGAAACAUCAGACUCGUUCUCCGUCACAGUAACCGGCCUGCCUGGACCACCACAGGGACCACUAGAGACCACCGACGUUAGCAAACAUUCUUGCACUUUGGCCUGGAAGCCGCCUACUUACGAUGGCGGAUUACCAGUUACGCACUAUGUGGUAGAACGCAACGACCUAUCUGGCACAGCGUGGAUCACAAUCGCGUCAUCAGUACGCGACACCAAGUUCACAGUACAGGGUCUCACUGAGGGACACGAAUACAACUUCAGGAUACACGCUGCCAACGAGAAUGGCAUUGGGCCGGCUCUCGAAGGCGCUAAUCCUAUUAAGGCCAAGGCACCGUUCGAUCCACCAUCAGCACCUGGUGUGCCGAAGAUUCUAGAAGUCGGAGGCGACUUUGUCCACCUCGAAUGGGACAAACCUGAAAGUGAUGGAGGAUCUAGAAUUCAAGGAUACUGGGUGGACAAACGCGAAGUGGGUGCGACGACAUGGCAGCGCGUGAACAUCGUACUCUGUCUACCGAACCAGCUUAACUGCUCUAACCUCAUCGAAGGCAGGCAGUACGAGUUCAGAGUGACAGCUGUCAACGAAGCAGGACCAUCACCACCUAGCACCGCUAGUCAACAGGUCAAGGUCGUCGAUCCUAAAGCGGCAACACCACCAGAGAUCGUGAAACCACUAAAGAACGCCAACUGCAUCCAGUACCACAACGCGAAAUUCCAAUGCACAAUCACAGGAUCGCCGAAUCCGACGAUCACAUGGUACAAGGGCGCCCGCGAAAUUACCAAUGGACCGAGACAUCGCAUUUGGAGCGAGGGUGACAAUCAUUUCCUCACCGUUAUGGAUGUGUUCGGUGAAGACGCCGAUGAAUACGUGUGCAGGGCUGUCAAUAAAGCAGGCGUUAAGAGUACCAGAGCUGAACUGCUUAUUAUGACUGCACCAAAACUGAACGUGCCUCCGCGCUUCCGCGUGACGGCGUACUUCGACAAGGGCGAGAAUGUGAUUGUUAAGAUUCCCUUCACCGGACACCCGGUGCCGAAGAUCACGUGGGUACGAGAGGGCGAGACCAUCGAGUCUGGUGGACAUUACCAUGUCGAGAGGAAAGAACGUCACGCUGUCCUGACAAUCCGUGAUGCGAGCAAAUUGGACUCUGGCCCGUACAGAAUCACUGCUGAGAACGAGCUCGGACAGGAUUCCGCAAUCAUCAACAUUGAAAUCAGUGAUCGUCCGGACCCGCCACGCUUCCCAGCUGUGGACAACAUCGGCGUGGACUCGCUUGCUCUCAGCUGGAAGGCACCAGUUUGGGACGGUGGAUCAGAUAUCACCAACUACCUCGUCGAGAAGAGAGAGCAUCCAAUGUCCAGCUGGAUAAGAGUUGGCAACACCAGGUUCACAACAAUGGCUAUCACAGGCCUGGUGCCAGGCAAGCAGUAUGAGUUCAGAGUGUAUGCAGAGAACAUCUACGGACGCUCCGAACCAAGCGAACCCACUACACUGGUAUCGACCAAAGCGGUUAUAAAGAAGGAGUUCAAGAAGAAGGAAUAUCCAGUGGACGAAUCCGGCAAGCGCAUUCGCACGAACGCGGACCACGGGCCAGUGAAGGACUACGACAGCUACGUGUUCGACAUUUACAGCAAAUAUGUGCCACAACCUGUUGACAUCAACACGUGCUCGGUGUAUGACAAAUAUGACAUACUUGAGGAGAUUGGCACAGGCGCGUUCGGCGUUGUCCACCGAUGCCGUGAGCGUUCCACCGGCAACUACUUCGCGGCUAAGUUCAUCCCCGUCACCGGCGCCAUGGAGAAGGAGCUGAUCAAGAAGGAAAUUGACAUUAUGAACCAAUUGCAUCAUAGGAAACUGAUCAAUUUGCACGAUGCCUUUGAAGAUGAUGAUGAGAUGGUGCUCAUCUUUGAAUUCCUCUCCGGCGGCGAGCUAUUCGAGCGCAUCACGGAACCAGGUUACAAUAUGAGCGAGGCUGAAGCGGCGCAUUACAUGCGGCAGAUCUGUGAGGGUGUCAAACACAUGCACGAGCAGAACAUCAUUCACCUCGACUUGAAGCCUGAAAACGUUAUGUGCCAGACAAGAACCGGCACCGACGUCAAGAUAAUCGACUUCGGCCUUGCAACGAAACUGGACCCCAACGAGGUGGUCAAGAUUUCAACAGGCACAGCGGAGUUCGCAGCGCCCGAAAUCGUUGAACGAGAACCAGUCGGAUUCUACACAGACAUGUGGGCUGUCGGUGUUCUUUCUUACGUGCUGCUGUCUGGCCUGUCACCGUUCGCGGGCAACAACGACAUCGAGACCCUCAAGAACGUGAAGGCGUGCGACUGGGAAUUCGACGAUGAGGCCUUCCAGCACGUCUCCGACGACGCCAAGGACUUCAUCCGUCGGCUGCUCGUUAAGAACAAAGAGAAGCGCAUGACGGCUCAUGAGUGCCUGAUGCACAAGUGGCUGGCGGGCGACGCGGCCGCGGCUCGCACCGCCACCAUCGAGUCCCGCCGGUACUAUAACAUGCGCGACAGGCUCAGGCAGAGAUACGAUAACUGGUCAUCGUUCGCGCUGCCGAUCGGCAGGCUAAGCGAGUACAGCUCGCUACGCAAACUUCUCAUCGAGAAAUGGAAGAUCUACGAUGGUCAGUUUGAUCGUCGGCAGGCAGCGCCGCGGUUCGUCAUCAGACCGCAAUCGGCGUUCUGCUACGAAGGGCAGUCGGUGAAACUGUACUGCCGCAUCAUCGCCGUUGCAGCUCCCACCGUUACCUGGUCGCGCAACAACCACGAACUACGGCAGUCUGUCAAGUUCAUGAAACGAUACGCGGGUGACGACUAUUACUUCAUAAUCAACCGCGCGAAACUGGAGGACAGAGGCGAGUACAUCAUCAGGGCUGAGAACCAUUACGGCUUCCGGGAAGAGGUCGUUUUCCUUAACGUCCAACCGGUUCCUAAAGUCCAACGCCAACACCUACCAGAGGCUCCGCGCCGUCGCGAAGCCCUCCCGUACACGUUCUGGCAAGAGUCAUCCGAGACGGCGCCCGUCUUCACCUUCCAGCUGCGCCCGCGCGUCAUGCAGGCCCGGGACACCUGCAAGCUGCUCUGCUGUCUGAGUGGCAAGCCAACACCGACUGUUAAAUGGUAUAAGGAUAAGCGAGAGCUAUCAAAAUACGAUUACUCGAUGACGCACUCGGACGGCGUAGUCACGAUGGAGAUCAUUGACUGCCGACCAGAGGACAGUGGGAAGUACUCGUGUGUGGCCACCAACUGCCACGGCACCGAUGAGACAUCUUGCGUCGUUAUUGUUGAAGGCGAGGUAGUCCCACCUGAGCAGGCGGAGUUGGCACACAACUUCCUGUACUCGGGCGACAGGCGGUACAUCGAGAAACCGAUCAAACCUGCGCCGCCGCCAAUUAUCACCAAGACAAAGGUGACGGUCGACCCUCCACCAAAAGCGCACGCGACGGUGCGGCCCAAAAUCUCCCCACAAACGUCUGUGGACGGCAGCAAGAAGAAGUAUAACUCCAAGCUCGACUCCGACACCUCAUCACGAUCCAGGAGCGCGACUAAGGAGUUAGUCUUACCAGCAUCCGACAAGACAAUGUGUGCACCAUCAUUCGCACGCGCACUGCCCGAUGUGCUAACCGCAAAGGACGGAGCUCCUUUACUUUUGUCCUGCUCAGUGAGAGGCGAUCCUGACCCCAGGGUCGAGUGGUACAAGAACGGAAGGCCAUUGUAUUCUUCUGAAGUAGUAGACCUGAAGUACAAGAACGGCGUAGCGUCCCUGGCGAUCAGCGAGGUGUUCCCCGAGGAUGAGGGCGAGUACUCGCUCAAGGCCAUCAACAGCCAGGGGGAGGUCGAGACCAAGUGCAAGGUCUCGGUGAAAGCGAUGGAGAGCGGAGGGACUGCUGCCACACUGAAGACCGGCGACAAGCCUCCGAGGAUAGUGGACCACGCUAAGUCGCAGGUUGUCACUGACGGCGACGCCGUCACACUCUCCUGCCGAAUCGUCGGAGCGGAGAGGUUCGACGUAGUAUGGCUGCACAACAACAAAGAGAUCAAGCCCUCGAAGGACUUCCAAUACUCGAGUGAAGCUAACAUUCAUAAGCUACAUAUCGCAGAGAUCUUCCCUGAAGACGCAGGUAUGUACACAUGUGAGGCGUUCAACGAUGCAGGCGAAUCGUUCUCCUCAUGCACACUGGUUGUACAAGUACCGGGCGAGACGUCAGCCGCACCGCAGUACACUGCCUUCCCCGCUUCCGCUACCGUCAGCUCAUCUGAACCUGCUGUUUUCACCGCUGAACUGGACAAGCCACCACUCCAGCUUCAAUGGUUAAAGGACGGCAAGCCUAUUGACGAGACUUCGCCGAGGUACAGGUUCACCAUGGAAGGCACGUCGCGGUACCGCAUCGAAAUCGCCAAGUCCUCUUCCGACGAUAGCGGCCAGUACCAGGCUCGCGCAGUCGGCUCCAAGGGCGACUCCUUCGCCGCCUUCUACCUUAACGUCACCGACGUCUAAAUGCAUUACUUCGCGCCACUAAACCAUGGACUGACACAUAACGUUAAACUUGGGACCCAAGGUGCUACCUUGUGGCACCCCCAACAUUUUUCACUCGAAACAUAAUGAUUUAAAUAUUGAGCAUGAACACCAUUUUUAUACAAUUUGGAGUCUAAGUGUGUAAAGGAGAUUUUUUUAUAAUUAAAUUAUUUAUUAAUUUAUUAAGUAUUGUUAAGUGUUACACCCUAUCGAAUGCCUAUGAGAAAUCGCUUGGACGAUCGAAUCCUCGUUCUCUAGUCACUGUUAAAUGUUAAUUUAUUUAUUGUCGCCAUUGUUAUUUAUUUAUUUAUUUCUUAUAAUUUCUCGUCCUCAUCUAACAGGUUUCAAAGCAGCUUCUUAAAAUUAAGCUUGUUAAUCGAUGUUACCACGGAUUUAGGCCCGAUUUACCUUCAAGUUGACCCUUUCUUGGAUAUUUUCGAAGCCACCACAAAAUGUUUGCGAAACGGUCGUCGGUAACGGGCCCUAAUCUGUAAUAUUAUUUUUGUAUUUAACUAUAUUAUUUAAUUGUACAUAAUUAAAUUUAUAUCAUGUGACCGCGUAAUUUAUAAAUAAAUAUGUAUACCAU